Orbicella faveolata is the source of this 935-nucleotide messenger RNA. RefSeq lists its product as uncharacterized. NCBI's taxonomy places the organism in Eukaryota, Metazoa, Cnidaria, Anthozoa, Scleractinia, Merulinidae. Gene Ontology annotation, molecular function: calcium ion binding; signaling receptor activity. The record is from RefSeq and is a predicted model, not a curated record. Gene Ontology annotation, cellular component: plasma membrane.
CCAGCUUGCUACAUUAGAAAAUACGUAGAAGAUGAAAUGUGGAUAGCCAUGGACAAGCGCAUCGUCAGCAUUCUUGGUUAUGACGGGACAAGGGACGUGAUUUAUGGCGUGGCAAGAACUAGAAUAGCCUACGUACGCUGCAACAUUACGAAAUGCGUGUCCAUUGGGAAGGAGUCUUGGCUAGCAAUAAGGGAUUUGCAAACCACAACCUUAGCCACGGAGAUUGCCUUUGUUCCUGAGACAGGUCAUGAUUUCACAGAUGCCCCCAUUUCUGUGUAUCACUUGACUGAUAACGAUGGAAACAUGUGGGGAGCUUCAGCUGUGGGUGUUCACCUUUACCGUGUGGAAGCACAGACAUGGAAAUUACAGGCUAAAUGGCGAGACAAGAAUCUCAGCAAGUGUCACAGCGGACCAUGUGAGAACGGUGCCUCUUGUGUUGGGAAUCACGAAAACUACACCUGCAUUUGUCCAAAAGGCUGGGAAGGAAAACACUGCGAGAUUAUUUAUACCCCCGGUUAGUUUUUAGUUGUGUUUGUUUGUUUUUAUUUUAUUUUAUUUUUUAUUGUCUUUGUUUUUGUUUUUUUGUUGUUGUUUUGAUCAAGAUGACAUCCAGUUGUACGGUUUGCCAUUCCGUCCCUGGGUGGUAGUCGGGGCAGCAGCAAAUGGUAUAUGACUAGGCCUCGCUUUGAUGAAAGGUUACUGUUAAGCUUGCAGCAGCAAAAUUAUUCACAAAUGCCAUAAAUUUAUAUUACUUGUUUAUUCCGACUACAGUCUUCAUGGAAACAACGGCAUGUACCAAGGUUAUACAUGGAAGCAACUUUGAAAUUGGCAGGCUGAGGGAUUUUUUAAAAACCACCAAUAAAAUUUGCCCUACGGACUUGUACAAUCUUGUUAGUCUGAAACUUUUACUCAUGCAGAUUUUUUUUCCAGAUUGC